Molecule: messenger RNA, 939 nt
Organism: Drosophila bipectinata
Lineage: Eukaryota; Metazoa; Arthropoda; Insecta; Diptera; Drosophilidae
Source: RefSeq, a predicted model, not a curated record
AUGCGGAUAGACUCUCCUAUGAUCAUGUUCUGGCUCGUUGUCGUUGUGCUUGUCGCUCUGGCGGCCAACGCGUCGGGUCGAAGUUUAGAAAUCCGGCGAAAGCGUUUGCAGCCAUACGAGCCAGGCCCGAUGGCAAACUUUGUGGGUGCAGGGUCCGGGGCCAGGCGCGAUGCGGACGGGGAGCACUCCCAAGACGGUAAGGACUGCCAGACGCAGCAGCAAAGGCCAAAGCCGGGAACCGGUGCCAAGGCAAGGGCCUCCGGGAUAGCCAUCCAGGCCGCAAAUGAGGCCAAAAAGGCCAACGAGGACAUGGCCAAUGCCGUGAAAAUAGCGGCCGAUAAAAUCAAGAACGAGUAUGCUGACAAGGCCACGGCUGCGGCCAAAGCCGCCGAAGCUGUCUUGGCCGGGAAGGGUCAAGUUCUAGACCAACUGGACGCCGAAGUCCAUGAGGCGGAGGUGGUGGUGCAGGAGGAGAACCAAGAACUGGCUACCGCCGAGACCAAUGCCCAGCUAGCCACUAAGGCCAGUCACCAAGCUCAGCAGGAGCUAAAAAUGCUAUCUGUGGGUCUGAGGCUGGCAAAGGAGUAUCUGGACACCAGUGAGCAGGUAUCCAGCGUUUGGGCCCAAUCCCUGGCCGACAAAACGGCUCUCCUGGAGGCGGCCCAGCGGCGAGUGAGUGUCUUGAUGCGUCAACUGGCCGAAGCACGGACGGACUUCGAGAGGACCAGGAAAGCUGCCACUAAUGCGGCCCGAGCUGCCCAGGAUGCCAAGCAGCGGAUUGAGGCAAGUAAUGAACCGCGACAGGAGUGCGAGCGCGCGAGACCCAGGCGUGCCUGGCAGCAACACGACAGACCCGAUUAGAUUAUAUAUUUUGAUUAGUUUCCUUAUACUUGUUGCAUGCCAGAACCAACUAAAUAAAAGGCUUGCAUUAUAAUUUAA